Anarrhichthys ocellatus (wolf-eel) is the source of this 1749-nucleotide messenger RNA. Its product is annotated as coiled-coil domain-containing protein 60. NCBI's taxonomy places the organism in Eukaryota, Metazoa, Chordata, Actinopteri, Perciformes, Anarhichadidae. The record is from RefSeq and is a predicted model, not a curated record.
AUGAAGCAAAAUCUGUACUGGGCGCCCGGUCCGGGUCGAGAGGAGCCGGACUCCCUGGAGAGUGAUAACCACCGACAGGUGCAGCUGAGCCCGGCACGGCUGCCCGGAAGUGCCCCGGGGACCGACCCAGAUGAAAACAUAAUUUCGGACUUUCAGUCAGAGGAGGACGGGAAGCACACCCAUGACCCAGUUUACUUUGAACCGUCCUCCGUGCGACUGGAGUUGGAGAGGAUCUCAGAGUUCGUUUUGAAGGCCCCGGCGACUACAGAUGACCCACCAAAGAUAGUGGACCGAUCCAUUAACAGCAACCCUCCAGAUUCCACAGGAGGAAGUAAGUUUGCCUGAAUUUGUCGCACGCAGGCUGGUGAAAGGGCUGAUAUCGUUUCCCUGAGGAAGCACCUGCAUGGGCCACACCAGGCCCUGGGACGUUUGGCAUCAGCAAUUGAGCGGGACCAGAGCUACUUCCACCACCUGCAGGAAGAGGAGGAGGAGGAAGAGGAGGAAGAGGAGGAAGAUGAGGAGAGGCAGCGGAUGAGGAGGGAGGAGCAGCUGAGAACACAGCCGCGAACGACAGCGAUUCAGACGGCACUGUAUCUCCGCUGUGUUCAGGUGGCCUCUGCCGGCUGGUCGGGUGCGACUGAAGCACUGCCACGCGGGAAGAAGAGCCACUCAGCACGACCUUUCACCCCUGUCCAUCACUCCCUGACCUCCCCUCUGCUGAGUGAAGAGUGAAGGAAGAUCAUCUACCAUCAGCUCUGCUGUCUUGAGGGCAUGCUGGAGGCCCCGACUCUGGAUCGCCACGGCAGAGUCGGCCCGCUCGCUGCCUGCUGGGACCCCAAGUAAGUUGUUCUGGGGCCGACCACGAUUAAGCUGCUGAAAAAAGAACGAGCCAUUGAGAACAGAUGGGAGCAGUUUGUUUCAACCAAGCCUCAUCUCGCUCAUCCCAAGCGCCCCUACAGCUCCUCUGCUCGCCUCCCCACCUGCAGGAAGUCUUCCUUCACGAGCGUGGCCUCCCUCCCUGUCCUCACCCCCGUCACUGUGGGCAGCAGCAGUGUGUCCUCUCUGGUCCAGGUCGCUGAGGAGGACAAGAGGGGGACAGACCAACCUCCCGCAGAGGGUCUCCGGACACUUUCAGAUGUCCAUCAGAAAGUCAAGAGAGAAAGCCAAAGCUCACAAACCAGCUGUCUGACAUCAUCUGAGUCCAAAACACAGCCUCCAGGCUGGACGGACAACCGAACCGGGUCCAAGACCACAAAGAGUUUUCGGCCCAAAAAGUGCAACUGCACCUGCACGCAUGCGUUAGAAUUUCGAGCCCUGUGUCACGUGACUGAAUCCCAGGGCCUUCCUCGUCAACAGACCUGCAUGUCCCAAGAGAUGAAGGCCUCAAACACUAAAAACAAGCCCGGCAACAAUAUGUGGGAUGCUGUGUCCACUCUGCUGAGCAGCCUGCCCGAGGAGGUGUGCAGGGAGCGAGCGGGGAGCCGGGUACUGGAGAGGCUGACUGGUUUUGCAGAGCAGCAGACCCUCAGGGUUCGACCUCGGGUGAAGGAGCUCUGUCUGCCUGAGCUGCGUGUGGCCAUCAAGAUUGCCACGGAGCACGUUGUCCAGAUGCUCAGGGACGAGUACGAUUCCUGGUUGUGUUUAAGGGUCGCUCUGCCCCACAGCGCCCCGCAAACACCAGGUGAACCACACUCAUUUAGACCUGGAGGACAAAUAGAUGAAGGGAACACUGGGACACCAGGGUUGUAA